AUGUCCUCGCAGCCAGCCCUGCCGGGGCCACCACCGCAGCCUCACUUCACAGCCGUGCCGCUGCCCGCGAACUUCGCCACCCUCGUCCCUGAAGCGGCCGUAUUCGACUACAAGGACGACGGCGACGGCGACGGCUACGACGACGACGAGCGCCUCGUCACCGCCAGCGUCAACCACUUCAUCACCCUCUCCACCAUAUUCAGCCACCAGAUGUUGUUCCAGCGACGGCAUCCCGACUUCCCGCCGUCGUGGCGCUACGGCCAGCCGCACAUCAACCCCAGCAGCGAGAGCGCGCGCACCGGCGGUUCGAGCAUGCGGCCCGUGGUGCUGGUGUGCUCGUCGGGGCCCGAGCAGGGCAAGCUGCAAAAGUGGGAGGUCGAGAAGCUCAAGCGCGAGAUGAAGACCGAGAGCAAGCGGCAGAUGCGCCUCGAGCGGAAGCUGCAGCAGUGUCGCGCGAUGGAAGAGAGGAUUCGAGCGAGAAUGUCUUGA
This is a messenger RNA of Ophidiomyces ophidiicola, 489 nucleotides long. RefSeq lists its product as uncharacterized. The record is from RefSeq and is a predicted model, not a curated record. The coding region runs from base 1 to 489 and encodes 162 amino acids. Lineage: Eukaryota; Fungi; Ascomycota; Eurotiomycetes; Onygenales; Onygenaceae. The transcript has a single exon.